Molecule: messenger RNA, 516 nt
Organism: Guillardia theta CCMP2712
Lineage: Eukaryota; Cryptophyceae; Pyrenomonadales; Geminigeraceae
Exons: 7
Coding region: 1-516 (171 amino acids)
Biological process (GO): regulation of intracellular pH
Cellular component (GO): membrane; vacuole
Source: RefSeq, a predicted model, not a curated record
AUGUCGCUCUGGAGAUUCAUGAUCCCCUUGUUUCUGGUCUAUCUCGCCGAGUACAACAUGCAGUCGGGAGCAUGGAGUGCGAUAGGUUUUCCUCUCGACGAUGAGUCCGCCAGGAAUCAAUUUUACAGGACGUCGAACAUCAUGUAUCAAUGCGGCGUCUUCGUCUCCCGGUCUUGCGGGCAAUUCUUCACCAUCAACCUCUACGUGCUGUGGGUGUUUCUCCUCCUCGCAUUCUUCAUCGUCAACGCUCUCUUUGAGUUCUGGUACGAUUGGUCCCUCCUCUCCAUGUGCUUCGUUUCGGGCCUCUUCGGCGGGACCGUCUACUUCCAUGGCUUCUCGCUCCUGUCAAAGACGACUGAGCAUGCGAGGAAGGAGCUUGCGAUGUCUUCAGUCUCCAUGGCCUCUGACAUCGGUGUCACGAUCGCUGACUUCACGGGCAUCCUCGUUCAGCAGGGCUGCAUCUAUCGCUUCCAUGGCAUCCCCGGCGCCACCUUCCAGUGUCUCUCGUCUCGAUGA